ACAUCAUUAAAAACAUAACCUCAAAUUAACAUGACAGUGUAUCAACAACACGUGUAAUUUAAAAUAUCGCGAUUUAACCCAAUUUUUGUAGAUAAAAAUGUCGUUUUUUAUUAAAAAGAAACCCAACCUGCAUGGAAAAUCUAAAGGUGUUAAAAAAUCGUCGAAAAGGAAACAUUUAAACCAGGAUGAUGAGCUUACAAGUAGCUCAGAAGCGGAGAGUGCUCACAGUGAUGAUCAAGAUGAAUCAGAUCCUGAUGAAACUGCCCAAGCCAAAAAAAUGCGACUGGCUAAAGCAUAUUUGAAAGAAAUUGAACGAGAAGUUGAAGAAAGAGAGGAGGAUGAAGAACAACACGACGAUCUUACAAGCAAUGAAAUUAAUAAACGAUUACGUACUGAUUAUCUAAAACAAAGUGGAAAAUUACGAACAACCAUAGCCGAUAAAUACCAAGGGUUUAAUAGCGAAAAUAUUAAAAUUUUACGAUGUAAGGAGCAUAAAAACUGUAUCACAUCUACUUUUAUAACAGCAGGAAAUGAAUUUAUUUUCUCUGGAAGUAAAGAUGGAAGCAUUGUUAAAUGGAGUAUAAAAGACUUGAAAAAAGUAGGAAGUAUCCCAUUCGUUAAGAAAAGCUCAUCUGAGACAUUUAAAGGACAUUCAAAAGCAAUUUUAAGCAUAGCAAUAUCAAUGGAUAACAAAUUUAUGGCAAUUGGAGAUGAAACUAAAGACAUCCAAAUUUGGAAUCCCCAAACAUUAGAACACAUCAACACCUUAAAAGGUCAUCGAUCGUCAGUGACCGGUGUUGUUUUCUGUAAAGAAACGCACACUUUAUACUCAUCAAGCAAAGAUCGUUCUGUUAAAGUUUGGUCUUUGGAUGAAAUGGCUUAUGUGGAAACUCUUUAUGGUCACCAUGAUGCUAUUACGUCUAUAGAUGCGCUCUCACGACAACGAGCUGUUACAACUGGGGGUCGAGACGCAACAGUACGACUUUGGAAAAUUAUGGAGGAGUCUCAAUUAAUUUAUAAUGGCCCAGAUGGUUGUUUGGAUGUAGUGAAAUUGGUUAAUGAAGAUAUAUUUGUGACUGGUGGUGAUGAUGGGCAGUUAUCUGUGUGGAGUGCGAAUAGGAAAAAGCCGCUUUGUGCAGUUAAAGAAGCUCACGGUUUGGAUUCGACUAAUCUACAACCGUAUUGGAUUUCUAGUUUAUGUUCUUUGGUAAAUACGGACGUUAUAGCUUCUGGUUCUCAAGACGGUGCAAUUAGAAUAUGGAAGUUAAGUGAUAGAUUCAGAAAUAUUGAGUUAUUAUUCAAAAUUCCAUUAAACGGAUUCGUGAAUAGUUUAAAUUUUACUUCUGAUGGAAAAUUUUUGAUUACCGGAGUUGGACCAGAACACAAAUUAGGAAGAUGGAAUGUAUUAAAAUCGAUUAAAACAGCCAUUGUUGUUAUACCUUUAAUAAAAGAUUCUUAAUAUUUA
Onthophagus taurus is the source of this 1465-nucleotide messenger RNA. It is a transcript of the gene U3-55K, whose product is annotated as U3 small nuclear riboprotein factor 55K. Gene Ontology annotation, molecular function: U3 snoRNA binding; protein binding. NCBI's taxonomy places the organism in Eukaryota, Metazoa, Arthropoda, Insecta, Coleoptera, Scarabaeidae. Gene Ontology annotation, cellular component: small-subunit processome. The record is from RefSeq and is a predicted model, not a curated record.